This is a messenger RNA of Anguilla anguilla (European eel), 1906 nucleotides long. It is a transcript of the gene knstrn, whose product is annotated as kinetochore localized astrin (SPAG5) binding protein. The transcript is spliced from 9 exons. The record is from RefSeq and is a predicted model, not a curated record. Gene Ontology annotation, cellular component: centriolar satellite; mitotic spindle; microtubule plus-end. Bases 149 to 853 code for a protein of 234 amino acids. Gene Ontology annotation, biological process: regulation of attachment of spindle microtubules to kinetochore; mitotic sister chromatid segregation; spindle organization. NCBI's taxonomy places the organism in Eukaryota, Metazoa, Chordata, Actinopteri, Anguilliformes, Anguillidae.
GUGACGAUUAUUUUUUUCAAAUUAAACAGCGGUCUUUAUCCACCGUCUGUCUUGGGUGGAACAACAGUAAAAUAAGUGACUUUCUGGAAAUGAACUUACUGUUGUCCUAGAGCACAGCUUGCGUAGUUAGAUUUUUCACCUGGGACCAAUGUCUUCAAGAAUUCCAGUUUAUCAGGAGAAUCGACAACCAGAAAUUACAAACCCAAAGGCUACUGGUCGUAUUGCUGAAAAUAUGAAGAGAACUAAAUGUGAAUUCAAAGAAACGACUAUACCUUCAAAUUUUAACUUUGCCUUGAAAACGGACUCGGCUGGCAUACUGAAGCCUCACAACAAUGUACCCAGGAAAAAGUUCACAGCUACGACUUACAAAGGACCUUCAUCUAGACUGGAGACAGAGCUAAGAGACCAGAAAAGACUUUUGGAAGCAUUUAACGGAGACCUGCAAAAAAAUCUUUUGCAGUCCAAGGAAAAGGUUGACCUGCUGGAGCAGCAGUACAGAGAUCUUCAAGGAGAAAAGAAUGAGAUUCAGAAGCAGCUGGAGAGCUGUCUUCAUUUGCUGGUUGCAGGCAACAUUGACCUGGAUUUAGGUGAGGAACUAGCUGAAACAGCCCAACAAAAGGAGGAGCAAAGGAAAGAAGUGCAGAGCGUGUCCCAAGAACUGAUGGGGGAGUUGCAGACGUUUGGCCAAAAGGUUUCAGAACAUCGAGCACAGGUCCAGCAGGUGCAGGAAAGAAUGAGGGAUCUGAGAGAGAAGAGAGAGCAGCACUUGGAGGAGCGAGAGGCCUUUUCCCUGGAAGUGGAAGAAAUGGAGAAGGCUCUGGAGCAGGCAGAGCAACUUCUGGUGGAAAUGUAGAUGUUCGUGUGUGUCUGUGGGGGUGUGUGUGUGUGUGUGUGUGUGUGUGUAGUGCAGUGUUUUGUACAGCUCUGAAAUUGAAUAAAACCUCAGUUUUUACCACAAUUGUGUCAUGCAGCACACUUGCAAGUCACUUCCUUAGGUGUUCUAUUCAGUUUUUAUAUCAGUGUGCCAACAAAUUAACAGUUUAAUACACGGCAGCCCAACCCUGAUCCUGGAGAUCUAUGUUCUGUAGGUUUUCAUUUCUUCUGCUUUUGAGAUCCUGGCUUGUAGACUUCCUAUAAAAGACUCCAUUGAAUGGCAUCAGUGUGUAGCAUCCCAUAAAGAACUUUGAAGCUUUGUAUAGUUGCUAUCUUCGCCCAAGCUCACAUUAAAUGUGCAAGUGCACUCCCGAAUACCUUGUGAUUUCCCUGGUUGCUGCCUCACCUGUCUCCCUAAUACCUCCCAGUCCUUCAGUUGGUCCAGUUCAUUGCAAUAGUUUUAUUUAGCUUUGUAAACAGAAUUUUACAGAAAAUUGAAGAAAGGUCCAUAAGCGUGUUCCAAAACUAUAAAAUAACUUGCACCCACAUGUUGGAUAUACAGAGUACAUCUUGUUUUUGCAAUAAUAAUAUGCUAUAAAUCCAACUCAGUGAAUAAACUGUGAUAAACAAAUAGUUUUAACAGUAUGCCUUAUGGAAAUUGGCCUUGCAUAUAUUGAAAAUAAGCAUACACUUUACUAUUGUACUGUUUGUAUGAUAUUUGCUCUUGUUUGAGAGUUGAUGAUGAUUGAUGAUGAUGAUAUUGGUCCUUGCUUUUGUUUUUUUUACAAUUUAGUUUGUCUGCCGUGAUCAUGUGAACGCAGAAUUAUUUACAAAUUGUCUUCCUGAAUACUGGGUUGUAUGCAGUUGGCAAAAUGCCACAACUUCUUUUAGUACAUUAAGGGGCAGUUAACCCAUUUUGAAAUUAUAGUUGAAAUAUUAACUAGUGUAACGUCAUUGCAGAACAAAACACCUGUUAAAUCUCAGAUGUGCAUUUCCAGACUGUUAUGUGCUUUAAUAAAGUAAUUUGCCUACA